Molecule: messenger RNA, 1406 nt
Organism: Cylas formicarius (sweet potato weevil)
Lineage: Eukaryota; Metazoa; Arthropoda; Insecta; Coleoptera; Brentidae
Product: cyclin-dependent kinase-like 4
Exons: 7
Coding region: 76-1224 (382 amino acids)
Biological process (GO): protein phosphorylation
Cellular component (GO): nucleus
Molecular function (GO): cyclin-dependent protein serine/threonine kinase activity; ATP binding
Source: RefSeq, a predicted model, not a curated record
UCACAGGCAUGGACGAUCGUGGCGAUAAAUUGGCCCGUUAAUGGUCAUCAGUCGAAGACGACGCAAAGAAAUCGAAUGGAGAAAUGGUUUAACGGCAGCAAAUUGUGGCUCUUUGGGAACCAAGUCAAUUUGCUUCCGAAACGAUCCGCCACGCCGAACAAGCUGAUGGAGAGAUACGAAAAGUUAUGCAAACUCGGCGAAGGGAGCUACGGAGUUGUCUAUAAGUGCAAGAAUCGAGACAGUGGUGAAAUAGUCGCCAUAAAAAAGUUCACGGAAAGCGAGGAGGAUCCGAUGAUAAGAAAAAUCGCGCUUAGAGAAAUUCGACUUCUGAAGAAUUUGAAACAUCCGAAUUUGGUCAAUUUGCUGGAAGUAUUUAGGCGCAAGCGUAGGCUGCAUUUGGUAUUCGAAUACUGCGAGAGGACGGUGCUGAACGAACUGGAGAAAUACCUGCAGGGAUGUCCCGACCUGCUUACGCAGCAGAUAAUAUGGCAGACGCUCCAAGGGGUGGCUUACUGUCACCAGCACGGUUGCAUUCACAGGGAUAUUAAACCGGAGAAUAUCUUGCUAACCGGUGACGGCGUGGUUAAACUUUGUGAUUUCGGAUUCGCCAGAAUGUUGAGCCCCGGCGAAAAUUAUACGGAUUACGUAGCCACAAGGUGGUACCGGGCACCGGAGCUUUUGGUGGGCGAUACCCAAUACGGAACUCCAGUCGAUGUAUGGGCGAUAGGAUGCGUUAUGGCUGAAUUAAUCAAAGGGGAGGCCCUCUGGCCUGGAAAAUCAGACGUGGAUCAACUCUACAUAAUCAGUUGCACAGUUGGGGAACUUCUGCCGAGACAUAUGCAGGUUUUUAAAACCAACGAUUUCUUUCAAGGCGUCAUCUUGCCGGUUCCUCAAGAAAUUUGUUCGUUGGAGACCAAGUUGCCCAUGUGCAACCCCACCACCAUAGAUUUUUUGAAGAAAUGUCUGGACAAAGAUCCUUCCAAAAGGUGGACGUGCACCGAGCUGAUGAAUCACGAAUAUUUUGAUAAAUUCAGCCUUAAGGUCGAGCAACAAGGGAGCCCCAACAGGGAGAAAACAUCACCAAAAGAACGCUUAAAGCGUUUCAGUAAUAAUGGAUCGAUGUCAUUGCCUCAGCUACCGGUUGGACCUAAGCCGUUGAGCCCAAUCAAACAAUCCACAGAAAAUCAACAAAAAUCUCAACUGGACCACCUGCCAACUAUAUGACAAAGAUUUAGAUUUUUUAAAUAAUCAUUAUUAUCACAUGAUUAUUUUUUCUACCUGAACAAAACGCAAAUUGCAAGCUUUACUAUCUUAAAAUUGUGUACAUGACUGUUGAUAGAUUUAGAAAUUGUUAAUAUUUUUAAUAAAAAAUUAUAAUUUUUAUAAGGCAUAAAAAUACAACUGCU